GUACAAUCAACCGUCUUAUUCCAAGCCACAGUCAGGUUAUAUGGACAAUCUGCGAUACCUGCGUGGCUAAAACGCUUGCUAGCUCGGCGCUCCUGAUUCUGUCACUCAGUGUCAGUGAGUGUCAAAGUGUCAGUUAAACCAUGGAGGUGUUCCUUCCUCCAUGGUUAAACACAGCUUGAGUGUGGACUGACAUGACUGAUGCAGUCCAGCUCGUCUAUUCCUUCCCCCAUGGUGGCAUGCAUGAUGAUGGGAACAACAAAUGUGCAAACUGCAAAACAGCUGUACAAGCACCUUUUAAGAGCUUGUCAAAAGCUGCCUACAGAGGCGCAGAGUCACUACAGACAUCAUGUCAGACAGGGUUUCAAUAGUCAUGCUGAUGAAUCAGAUCCCAAUAGAAUCCAACAGAUUAUCACCAGGGCUCUGCAGGAUGCUGAAUGGGUGUUGAAUAAGUAUGCAGAUAAAAGCAGCAAGAGGUGACAAGAUAUAUCUACUCACUGCGGUUGAACUGAGCAUUGAUGGCUUGCCAUUUUCCCCCAAACUGUGGCCUUUGAGGAGGCAACUUGCAGAUGCUGUCUCUGGCUUCAGUGGGUUUUGACGGCUUCACGUAGGGAUGCUUGUGUUUGUUACAUGUUUUGGAGACUGCCAUGUUGGGAGUUUUCUUGGUUUCAAUAACAGCAUAAUGUGUCGAUGUCUGUGCUUACAUUUGAUGUAUACAGAACAACUCCAACACCAACACAGAUUCCUUACAAUGGUUCAAAGACUGGCAUUAAAGGAUGCCUAAAACCAUAGACAGAUCUUUCAAAAUGACCACCAGAAUGUUAGGCCUACAUGUACUUCAUAUUUCUUUUGAAAAAGAAUGUUCUGGUUCAUGUUCCUGACAGUUUCUUGCAGUUCUCACCACAAACCACUGUGCUAAGCAUGAAACGGUUUUGGAACACUCAAAGGUAACAAAUUUAACGUAGCUAUUUGACUAAAGUAUCUGGUUUUGACACCUUUUUUUCAGUGAUCAACAACUUUUUGUGUUGAGCACUGCCAGGUAACUU
Molecule: messenger RNA, 1043 nt
Organism: Acanthaster planci (crown-of-thorns starfish)
Lineage: Eukaryota; Metazoa; Echinodermata; Asteroidea; Valvatida; Acanthasteridae
Product: LYR motif-containing protein 9-like
Source: RefSeq, a predicted model, not a curated record